AUGCCUCUCCAAACUGCAAAAGACGCGACUGCGAAGGUUGUUCCUCUCCCUCAGACCAUUUUUUCUCAACCCCUCUCAGCCUACAACAUUCCACUCAUAAAACGCAUACUCUCCAUAUUCUAUCAACAAAGCACUAUCAGACAGCGCGAACCACGAAUUAGUCUCCUACAUAAGCUCGCUCGUGUUGAGCAAAGUCGAACAGACAAAGUGAGAGAUGCUGUAGCUCAACUUCUUCGUCUCAAUAUACCCAUCAUUAGAGCUGCUGUUGAGGCAGGGCCUCAUGAUGAAGACGUAGAUGGAGAGCUUACGGGGGUCGAAGAGGGCACGGAUUGUGAAGUUUGCUUGCGAGCUUUACCCCCAGAAAGCUUUCCCCAACAAGACAUUGCAAGCAAAUGCGAACACAAGGCACAUAUGUGUACGUCGUGUCUGGAACAAGCUGUUGUGGCGAACGUAGAGAGCAACCCGUGGGACACUAUACGUUGUCCAUACUCCAGUUGUGAAAGGUUGUCGAAUUCAAGUAUUAUCAGGAAGUGCCUCAAAGGAAGCCUACUUGGGAAUUAUAACAAGUACAUCGAUAAGCUAGAGAUCCGCAACCUGCCGAACUUUCGAUGGUGCUUGAAACCUAGUGGGUGUGGUGAUGGUCAAGUCCACAAUAGCGCCAAAAGCCUCAAAAUCGCAUGUCGUGCAUGCGAAUUUGAAAUGUGUUUUUCAUGUCAGACACCGUGGCAUGAGGGGAUGAUCUGUACGCAGAGCUACAAUGACGCAAGUAUCUUAAAGUCAGCCAAUCUGAUUAGGCACACGACAAAACUGUGUCCACGGUGUAAGGCACCCACCUUUGUUGAAAAGAAAGACAUCAGGUGUGGUAAUAUUGUUUGUUUCUGUGGUCGAGGGUGGAACUGGAGCAAGGUCCGUUAUAGAGCGGGGUAA
Messenger RNA from Botrytis byssoidea, 927 nucleotides. RefSeq lists its product as uncharacterized. Gene Ontology annotation, biological process: positive regulation of proteasomal ubiquitin-dependent protein catabolic process; protein polyubiquitination; ubiquitin-dependent protein catabolic process. The record is from RefSeq and is a predicted model, not a curated record. The transcript is spliced from 3 exons. Bases 1 to 927 code for a protein of 308 amino acids. Gene Ontology annotation, cellular component: cytoplasm; ubiquitin ligase complex. NCBI's taxonomy places the organism in Eukaryota, Fungi, Ascomycota, Leotiomycetes, Helotiales, Sclerotiniaceae. Gene Ontology annotation, molecular function: ubiquitin conjugating enzyme binding; zinc ion binding; ubiquitin protein ligase activity.